This is a messenger RNA of Triticum dicoccoides, 768 nucleotides long. RefSeq names its product probable inactive poly [ADP-ribose] polymerase SRO2. Gene Ontology annotation, molecular function: NAD+ poly-ADP-ribosyltransferase activity. The record is from RefSeq and is a predicted model, not a curated record. The transcript is spliced from 3 exons. Lineage: Eukaryota; Viridiplantae; Streptophyta; Magnoliopsida; Poales; Poaceae. The coding region runs from base 1 to 699 and encodes 232 amino acids.
AUGAAGAGGAAGAGAGGCGAGCCUGAGCUGGAGUACGGGGCCUCGUCCGGGGUGGAUGAGAGGUCCAAAGAGAGCAGCGACAAGAUGCAGGGCCAGCUCCUAGCCGCUGCGCGCGGCGCCGACGGGGGCAAUGCCAAGUUCGCGUGGUAUGGCGCUCCAUCGGUGGAUGUGGCCGCGGCGGCGGUGGAGUACGGGUUCGGCAGGAUGAACAACCGGGUCCUUUUCCAUCGCGCGCACGGCGACGACGUCCACCUCUCGCCGCCUCGGUCUCCUUAUGCCAGUGCAAUGCUAGCAAAUGCAGAUGAGAACGGCGAGGCGCAUAUCAUGUUGUGCCGUGUUCUGUUGGGCCGGCCAGAGGCCAUCCCGGCCGGGUCCUCCAAGCUCCACCCCAGCAGUGACAAUUACGACAGUGCCAUCGACAACAUGCAGAAUCCACAGUGGUAUGUUGUUUGGGGCAAGGACAUGAACAUGAGGAUCCUCCCAGAGUACGUCGUCAGCUUCAAGUGUCCCAACCUCCAUCAGAUGCAAGGAUCAUCGGGAGCGAACUCCACGCUAAAGAAGCCUUCACCGGUGGCUCAUGACAUGUUUCCGACGCUUCUAGCAGAGAUCCAGUGGUUCAUGCCAUCUUCCAAGCUGCAGACAUUGCAGGGGACCUACAAUUGCUUCAAGGUAAAUUGGUGGGGGUGCUUAUUAGUAUAGGGUGUGCCAAUAUAAUAGCAAUUACGGAAAGAAAUCUAGAGAAUUGGUCUCUGGCAGGGGGACUCUUGA